This is a messenger RNA of Carcharodon carcharias (great white shark), 1107 nucleotides long. RefSeq names its product myelin protein zero (gene mpz). Gene Ontology annotation, cellular component: membrane. Bases 157 to 894 code for a protein of 245 amino acids. The record is from RefSeq and is a predicted model, not a curated record. Gene Ontology annotation, biological process: myelination. The transcript is spliced from 6 exons. NCBI's taxonomy places the organism in Eukaryota, Metazoa, Chordata, Chondrichthyes, Lamniformes, Lamnidae.
GCGCUGGAGAGGAGGGAGAGCAAGAGUCGCAGUGGAACACGGUACCACCCGUCGCAGCCCUGCAUCAGACUGUGAAAGACUAGCUCAGUUUCCAAAAUUACCCCCCCCCCCCCUACCCCCCAACCUUUUUUAUCCCCCUUAUUUCUAACAGCAAGCAUGCUUCAGGAACAGAAGCCGAGCGUCCUUCUCUGCUGCUCUCUGCUGUACGCACUCUCGGUUCUACGACCCUCGGAGGGUAUCUCAGUCUCAACACACCACAACCUCCACAAGCGAGUGGGUUCAGAUGUCACGCUGUACUGCGGCUUCUGGUCCAGCGAGUAUGUCUCAGACCUCACCACCCUGUCCUGGCGCUUCCGGCCAGACAACUCACGGGACAUCAUCUCCAUCUUUCAUUAUGGCAACGGCAUCCCUUAUAUUGAGAAAUGGGGUCAGUUCAGAGGGCGAGUGGAAUGGGUCGGAGAUAUUUCCAAACAAGAUGGCUCCAUCGUGAUCCGUAACCUCGACUACAUCGAUAACGGAACCUUCACCUGUGAUGUUAAGAACCCCCCAGAUGUGGUCGGAACUUCCUCCGAUGUCCACCUGACUGUUUAUGACAGAAUCCCCCCAGUUGGUGCUGGUGUUGUCUCAGGUGCAAUCAUUGGAACCUUCCUGGGUAUCAUCCUCCUCAUCGUUGGAGGCUUGUACCUGUUCCGGUACAUUGUCAGGAGGCGUGCCAGGAGUGAGACUAUUUUCUUCAAAGGAGCCAGUGCUGCAGAACGAGGGAAAGCUAGUGGCAAAGCUGGAACCGUGAGUAAAGGACCCGUGCUCUAUGCCACCCUGGACCAGAGCAAGAGCGGCAAGGGGGCCAGCGAGAAGAAGUCCAAGCUCUCAGAGUCCAAGAGGGACAAGAAGUAGCGGUUACCCCCACCGCGGGGUCCUCGGGAUGGAGGCGGGGGCUUGACCCGGGCUCCGCGGGUCCUCAUGACCAUCGAGAUGACACUGACCGACUCGGACACCGGCAGUGACACCGAGACGACAAAACUCCCGGCCAACAGCAAGCGAAAGAAAAGUUCCAAUGCCAAAUAACUCCGCACUUCCCCCUUUAAUCCUUUCCCUCAUCCCCUCCCU